AAGCAAUGUCCAAAAGAUAAGUAGAGCCACCUUUUAGACCAUAAUUAGAAGGAAAGAAAGAUUUACGAUAUUUAGAUCCUGUAAUAAUAAAUUAUAAUAAAAGGAUUUAUUACAAUAAGACAUUAAAUUUGAUGAAAUAUCAGAUAAUUGA
Paramecium sonneborni is the source of this 151-nucleotide messenger RNA. Lineage: Eukaryota; Ciliophora; Oligohymenophorea; Peniculida; Parameciidae. The record is from the annotation of a GenBank genome assembly.